Misgurnus anguillicaudatus (oriental weatherfish) is the source of this 2052-nucleotide messenger RNA. NCBI's taxonomy places the organism in Eukaryota, Metazoa, Chordata, Actinopteri, Cypriniformes, Cobitidae. The record is from RefSeq and is a predicted model, not a curated record.
UCUCUUGGAAGCGUGUGGUUGAUUGCACACCCCUGUUGCCUGACUAUAUUGCCUGAUUGGGGAGCGAAUAAAUGAUGGACUGAGGCUUUGCUUGUUACUUUCUCUGGGGAAUGGUAGUCUCCAGAGAAGUCAUCUGUACUCCUGCAUUUUCUUCUGUUUCACAUUUAACAACAUUCCUUACCUUUUUGGAUUAUUAUUUUGUAUUGUUUAAACCCCUAGACAUUACUAUAUUCUUUGUAAUGGUUUCAUUUUUACUUUAAUAAAUUUGUCUUGCAAGCGAAAUCAUCUGUGCAAGUGUGAACCUAUUUUGUGUUACGGUCGAGAACGAGCCGGCCGUGACAUGAAUUGGGGUCUCGUCCGCGAUCCUUUGGUAUAGGAAUGUUGGUGAGUAAUGUUAUGUGAUUAAUUUUUGUGAAUGGUUACCUUUUAUGAGAGAACUCCGGUUAGUAAGAGUGUAUCCAGCUGGGUUGUGUAUGCAAUCCUUCCAACGGAACACUGUUUGUUGUUUUUUUUAUUAUUUUGCCUUUUUUGUUUUUAAGGGUUAUCCUGGGUGGAGAUUUAACUCUCUGUAGGGGGUACGCUUUCGGACUUUCAGUUUCACUGAUCGUCACAGAGUUCAGCGUUUAAUGUCGCCUCGAGCCUGGUACACCCUUGAAGACUAGGUAGGAAUUAGUUAGUUUUUCCCCGUAAGUUAGGAGCUGGAGUUUCUCGCAUUAUGAAGGUAAAUCCAUUUGACAAAAUUCGUAAAUUUUGCUCUUGUGAGUAGCUGAUAAAGCGCUUUCGUCUUUUUGUGCCUACAAUGUGUUUUGACUUGUGGUAAGUCUGUGGGAAUUUACUAAAAGUAGGUUACGCAAUAGUGCAGUUACGUCAGUGCGUAGUUUCUUUUUGAAGCAGUGGCUGAUGGGAAUUGUAUUUCUAGUAAACGGCGUCUCACGUGCGUGAGCUGUUUUGUUUGUGUUGUAGUAAGUGUAUUUACGAACAAAAUGUCUUCGGUGCUCGAUGAUUUCUUCGCUUGUCCUUCAGAAACUUUACUCGAGAGCUGUACAAAGAAACAACUGGUGAAAAUCGCCGAACGCUUCAGUAUCGAUCUUACUACUCAAGAUAAGAGGAUGAAGGAAACGCUUGUGACUACUUUGAAACGAUCACUCGUUGAUAAAGGAGUUUUUGAGGUAAGAGCUGAGGUUAUUGUUCCUAGUGAAUCGGUUACGUUUCAUCCUUCUGAGCUUGAUAGUGAAAGUGAGCGGAAAUUUCCAGAGAUGUCAUUGCAAGAGAAACAGUUAUAUUUAGAUGCUGCGAAAAUCCGCGCUGAGCGUGAGGAUCGCGCUGCUAAAGAGAGAGAGGUAGAGAGAGAAUUCGCUGCGAGAGAAUUAGAUCAGCAGUUAGCUGUGCGAAAACUGGAAAUUGAGUUGGAAAGAGAACGGGAUGAAAGAGCAUUUCAGUUAAAGAAGUUGGAGUUAGAGUUGUCAGUAAAACGAGUGGAAGCUUCGCGAGUUGAUGUGCCUCUCGGUGAACGACAUCAGCCGAGGGAACCACAUGAACCUGUGUUUGAUGUUCAUAAAAAUGUAAGAUUAGUUCCGCCAUUUUCUGAGAAGGCAAUAGAAAAAUAUUUCUAUCAUUUUGAGCGAGUUGCCUUGUCUUUGAAGUGGCCGAAAAAGUUUUGGACUUUAUUAUUACAGUGUGUUUUCACAGGUAAAGCCCAGGAAGUUUAUUCUGCUCUCUCACUGGAACAGAGUGGGCCCAGAGGUGUUGAGGAAUGAAGUGGAGGGAAGAUGCUUCCUGGACAUCUAAAUUAAUUUACUGUCUUGUUCUUCUGGAUGGUGUUUGAUUCUCUUUCUUUUUUUUAGAUUCGUUGCCGAAUCUUUUUUUUGGAGGGAGGUGUUACGACCUUGUGCUCCCUUUCCUUUCCUGUUGGUGGCAGAAUCUCUUGGAAGCGUGUGGUUGAUUGCACACCCCUGUUGCCUGACUACAUUGCCUGAUUGGGGAGCGAAUAAAUGAUGGACUGAGGCUUUGCUUGUUACUUUCUCUGGGGAAUGGUAGUCUCCAGAGAAGUCA